Diorhabda sublineata is the source of this 735-nucleotide messenger RNA. RefSeq names its product zinc finger protein-like. Gene Ontology annotation, cellular component: nucleus. The record is from RefSeq and is a predicted model, not a curated record. The transcript is spliced from 2 exons. Bases 1 to 735 code for a protein of 244 amino acids. Lineage: Eukaryota; Metazoa; Arthropoda; Insecta; Coleoptera; Chrysomelidae.
AUGGAGCAAAACGUAGUUAAGGAAGAAAUCGAUAUCCACGAUGAUUUUGUUUGUAAUAUAAACGUUAAACAAGAAUUAGUAGACGAAGUGCCUACUUUUCAAAAUGUAGUUGAUGGUAGUAAACAUCACAUUAAACGGGAAAUAAAUUAUGACCUGAAUCCAGUUCAAGUAUUAGAAGAACCUAUGAUUGCAGAUGUAACAAAGGAAGACACCUUUCAUGAGGUUAAAAUAGAGCACGAUAACAUCGAAAACGAACAUUUACGCACAGGAGAAAAAUCGUUCAAAUGUGAUAUUUGUUUGAAAUCGUUUUCGAGUAGGAGUGGUUUCAGAAGACAUUCACUCACUCAUACUGGAAAAAAACCAAUCAAAUGUGAUAUUUGUUCCGUAUCGUUUUUAUGGAUGAGUGAAUUAAAAAGACAUUUACUCAUUCACGGACGAGAAAAACUAUUUAAAUGCCACUUAUGUGGGAAAUCGCUUAGUCAGAAAGGGGACUUCAAGAGACAUUUACAUGGACACACGGGAGAGAAGCCAUUCCGAUGUGAUAUUUGUUUGAAAACAUUUUCCGAAAAAAGAUAUUUAAAGGAUCAUUCAUUCAGUCACAGAGAAGUGAGAGAAAAGCCUUUUCAGUGUGAUAUUUGUUUGAAAUCUUUUCUGAGGAAAUGCCAACUCUUAACGCAUUCACGUAGUCACACAGGAGAAAAACCGUACAGAGAUCAUUGUUUGGAAGUUUGUUAA